AUGGGUUCCUCGCCCUCCAAAGCCGGCGGCGAAGAUGCCCUGGUCAUGUGCAAGGAGCGGCUGCGCCGCAUCAAGCGGGCAAUCGACUCCAGGGACGCGCUCUCGGCGGCGCACCUCUCGUACACCCACUCCCUGCGCAGCGUGGGGACGGCGCUGCGUCGGCACGCCGAGUCCUCCAGCAUCUCCACGCCCGAGUCCUCGCUCUCCAUUUCGGAGGCGGGCAGGUCGCCGUCGCACUCCUCCAUGGCGUCCCCGUCGCCGUCCCGCGCGGCGGCGGAGAGCACCGGCUCCCCGAUGCAGCAUCGAGCUUCUCCGCUGGCAAGGGUACACUGCAUGAAAGCUGCGGGAACUGUUCCUUUGACAUUCACGGUCGAUCCAUCCGCUGCUGAAUUUGUGGGGCAGGAAUCUCCUGUCUCUGCCUUUGUGCCGAAGCCGCCGCCGCUGCCAUCGGAGUGGGAUUUCUUUGAUGGUGUUGGUAGUACCUCGUCAAACAAUGUGGAUGGGCUGACCCUGGACUUCAAUAGGUUGAAGGGUUUGAGAGAGUCAUGGGAAGCCGAGCUGGUGCCACUGAGUGAUGAACCAGAAAACAGGUCUGCUAGAAUGCAUUCAGAUGCAGAGAUUGUUGAUGAUAGUGUGGUGCAGAAGCAGGAAACCAUAGCAGCAAAGAGAGGGAUCGGUCAAACAAGUGGGUCGGCCGAUGCUUCUAACAAAGGAGCUUCUUCUGAGCAGGUUGUGGCAAAAGCGGAUGAAGGCGGCAAGAAAAAAGAGUCGCGCACAGGCACGGAAGACCCUUCCGAGUUCAUCACUCAUCGAGCAAAAGAUUUUGUGUCAAGCAUGAAGGAAAUCGAAAUGCGCUUUAUACGUGCAGCCGAAGCUGGGAACGAGGUUUCAAGAAUGCUUGAGACAAAGAAGAUCAGGCUUGACAUAUGUGCUAAAGUACCAGGUUCCCCAGGAAAACCUACUGCCCGAUUUGCAUCAGCGCUUCGAGUCUGCUGCAAUCGCCAAAUUCAUCUCAACCAGGAAACUGCACAGCAUGUUUCAAAUGUUGUUACCUGGAAACGUUCAGUCUCAUCGCUAUCAUCGUCAUCUAGAAGUCGACUUACAACGUCAAUGAUACAAGAUGAUGUUGAUGAUAGCAAUAAUGAUUUUGUUGAGGAAUUUGCCAUGGUGUCUGGAAGCCAUUCCUCUACAUUGGAUAGGCUACAUGCAUGGGAGAGAAAACUAUAUGAUGAAAUCAAGGCAAGUGAAAAUGUCAGAAAGACUUACGACGAGAAAUGUAAGCUUCUCCGGAACCAAUUUGCACAAGGUCUGAAUGCAAAACUGAUUGAUAAGACUCGGGCUGUUGUGAAGGAUCUGCAUUCCAGGGUAUCUGUUGCAAUCCAGGCUGUUGAUGUAAUCUCAAAAAGAAUUGAGAAAAUAAGGGAUGGAGAACUGCAGCCACAACUUGUCGAGCUCAUUCAAGGAUUAAUCAGGAUGUGGAAAUCAAUGCUGGAAUGCCACCACAAACAAUUCAUUACAAUCUCACUGGCAUACCAUGUCAAAAGUUCAACCUCGAUGCCGCAAGGAGAGCAUCACCGUCAGGCGACAAUGCAUCUCCGGAAUGAGAUGGAUUGCUUUUCGUCCACCUUCAGGAUCUGGGUCACUGCUCAGAAGUCAUAUGUGGAGGCUCUCAACGCAUGGCUCCAGAAGUGCAUCCUGCAGCCACCACAGGACCGCCGCAGGCGGAAGCGGAAGGUCUCAUUUCCUCCCCGCCAGGCACUCUCCCCUCCUAUUUUUGUCCUAUGCAGUGGCUGGCUUGCCAUGAUGGAGUCACUCCCCACGGAUGAGUUAUGCAAGUCCAUUAAAGAAGCAAUGCAGCAAUUGCAUGACUCGAUCGAGCAUCAGACUGAUCAAACUAAAAUGGGAAGCGAGCCGCAUUCCUUGAGUGAGUCUCAGGAAUGUGGGAUGCUGGAAAACAAUGAGCAGGAAGCAAGCGGAGGGGUAGCAGCGGUGGAAGGGUUACAUUCAAAACUGACUACGGUCCUUGAUCGGCUGACAAAGUUUUCCGAGGCUUCACUGAAGCGCCAUGAGGAGCUCAGGCAGAAUUAUGAGAGGGCUUAUGAUGCGUACAAGACAGAGAGGCCAAUUGCUCAUCCUGCUCAGCCGGAUAUUGAAUCUGCCUUGUAA
This is a messenger RNA of Lolium rigidum, 2166 nucleotides long. Its product is annotated as protein ROLLING AND ERECT LEAF 2-like. Lineage: Eukaryota; Viridiplantae; Streptophyta; Magnoliopsida; Poales; Poaceae. The transcript is spliced from 5 exons. Bases 1 to 2166 code for a protein of 721 amino acids. The record is from RefSeq and is a predicted model, not a curated record.